Messenger RNA from Laetiporus sulphureus 93-53, 1551 nucleotides. RefSeq lists its product as uncharacterized. The record is from RefSeq and is a predicted model, not a curated record. Bases 1 to 1551 code for a protein of 516 amino acids. NCBI's taxonomy places the organism in Eukaryota, Fungi, Basidiomycota, Agaricomycetes, Polyporales, Laetiporaceae. The transcript has 12 exons.
AUGCACGACGGGUUCACUCGACUUGGACCCUCGUAUACUGUAACACUGUUGCUCUGGAAUAACUGCGGCUCAUUCUUCUCUUUCGGGGCUCCCCGAGUAUGCGCGUUUUCAGUCAAAGGCCAACAAGCUUUAUCCACAAAACUUGCUAUACGCACUGCCCCAAUGCUGCGUGUUUCCCGCAUGCAUGGGCCACGUCAAUGUCUCUUCAAUGGCACGCUUUCGAUUUGCCACCGGCACGACUUAUGCUUGGGCUUCCAUCUAGAUUUCUGGAACUAUUGUGCGCAUCGUGAGAAGCUCCUUUCAAAGGGUUGCCCAACCAGCGACGGCAUGAGGAUCCUCAUGGCUGUAGAAUCUGCCUGCCACCCGGUAGCACCGCCCUGCACAGUGAUCGUCAUUCAAAAGCCCAAACGUCCAAGACCGCUGAUCCUGGAAAUUCGGCGAGCCAAGUCGAACCGAUUGGAACAUACUGGCUCCAUGAAGAGCACGAGAUUGCAAUCCUUGUUCGCGAUGACGCUGUUCGAGCAAUGGCACCCAGAUUCUGUAGCACAACCGGCUGUUGGUAUUCCGAGAUCCAUAUUUGAAGACAUAUUUUUGGAGAAUCAUCGUGCUUCCUUACCGAGGCGGCUCGCGCAAGCGAUCAAUCGAACAUAUGCGUCGCUUUCUGUUCGGAACCUCUUUACCUUCGAGCCCGCUUCCGCUUGUGCCUUACUUACCCGGUGUCGCUUUAGGCAAGUCAUGACUUGCAGUUCCCAGGAUAAACAAACCUAUUUCUUGCAGCUCCUGCACAACUCGAAGCCCGCUCGAGACUCCGAUCAUGCAUCCCUAACUCCUGAGCGAGAUAUUGGCAUUGAUAUGGAUCGUUACAAAGUCGGAGGACCGCUUUGCAUCCUGAUCGAUUCCUUUGGAUCCAUUGGGAAACUAAUCAGCACAGCAACUGCUCCUCGUCGAUUGAUGCAUCUGCGCGCAGUGUUUCCAUACCCACGGCUCUGCACAAUCACCAUCGUGGUCCCCGGUGCCAAGGACGCCCUGGCGAAUUUUCCGCGUAUUACAAUGGUUCCCACUAGCGGUCAAUCGAAGAUACGCGUGCAUUCGGUAAUACUGGCAAGCGGUGGAUGCACGGUGGACAGCUACCUUCGGGACUCCUUUGAGCCUGUUCCGGAAUUACUUGGCCCUGCAAAGCCUUCUGCGCAGAUCGUUAGCGUUUUUGAGUGUGUGCUGAUCACACAAGAAGGGUACUUCGUUAGCUUCUUUUGCGUGGAAUCUCGCCAGAUCUUCGGGAGGAGGAGUGCUAUGUGCGUGGCCGAGCUUUAUCGUUACAGUGCCGCCAGCUUGCAACGCAGCUCGCUAACGUCGGGAUCUCAUCCUUCCUUGACAGCAAUUAAUGCUAGGGCCACCGCUCUCAUUCAUGGACCGCCUGCGACAAAUGUCAAAGGCGGUAUGGCCCAUGACAAGCAGCCACAGCAACAUCAACAGCCGAACACACCGUCCAAGGCGAAUACCGCUGUCAUUCCCAUCACUGAUAUGCAGCUAUCAGAUACCGCUGGGAGGUAA